Molecule: messenger RNA, 1244 nt
Organism: Oncorhynchus mykiss (rainbow trout)
Lineage: Eukaryota; Metazoa; Chordata; Actinopteri; Salmoniformes; Salmonidae
Source: RefSeq, a predicted model, not a curated record
CACAGUGUCCUCCCCAUGAUGUGAGGCUGGAGUAAUGUAAUCACUAUCAGAUUCAUAGGCAUAGCGGGUAUUAAUAUUGUCUUGUGUAUUUCACCUAAAUCCUUUCAUUAGUUUUAGUUAUUUUUUCCAUAUCCAUAGUGUGAGUAUCGACUGCUCUGUCAUGUAUUGCUCUAGCCUGGCUGCAGUACCUUCAAGUCAGCGGCGGGAGUUUCCAGGUAUGUGUUCCCCGGUGGGGGAAAUGUACAUAUGGUAUAAACGUUUAGAAUAAGUACAACUUCAUGUACUUGUGAUAGUGUAUUCAAACAUCGUGUUGCUAGCGAGCCUUUUUUGAUGGAAAUAUUAUUCAGCUGAAAGAGUUUAUCUACCGAGUGGUGCAAUGUUAGGCUAUCUAGCUACAGUACAUACUAGCAGGCUGUCUGUAACGUAGCUGCCCUCCUGCAGGCACUUUGCUCACCACUUCCCUUCACGUUAGGUGUGUGUUUUGUGCCACAUCGAGAAGUUCACCAUUCAUUUUAUUCACCGCGGCAUUUUCUGAGCUUAACUGACCAAGACGCACCUCCAAAUGCCCAAAACCAGUGGCAGUUUCUUUCAACCAGUGGCAUAUUGGCUUUUUAGAUCAGAGAUGCCGUCUAACGUGGAGAUCAAGGCGAGGGUGAGCAAUGCGACACGAUUGGCGGAGAGAGCCAGCCAGCUAAGCCAAUCAGAGGGAACAGUAAUCCGCCAGCAGGACACGUUCUUCAACUGCAGCACCGGACGGCUUAAACUACGUAACCUGAUGCAGGAUGGGAGUGGUCAGCUGAUUUUCUAUGAGAGACCAGAUUGUGACGGGCCCAAGGUGUCCAACUACUCUCUCUCUACUACACAGGACCCAGAGGGGCUCAGAACUGUGCUGGCUGAUUCUCUAGGGGUUAAGGGUGAGGUGAGGAAGGAGAGGAGGCUGUUCCUGGUUGGUCAGACGAGGGUUCACUUGGACUCAGUGGAGGGCCUGGGACACUACAUGGAGCUAGAGGUGGUGUUGAGGGAGGACCAGAGGCCUGAGGAGGGGGAGGCGAUUGCUCGCAGCCUGAUGAAGGAGCUCGGUGUCGGGAAUGACAGCCUGGUGACUGGGGCCUACGUGGACCUCUUGCUGGAAGGCCAAGGAUAGCAACACACAGUAUAUGAACCCUCCCUUGCAGGACUAAAACAUUCCCAUCAUGUGAAAGCAACUGGAAAACGCUUUUGGUAAUAAAAAAUAAAAUAGCAAA